Molecule: messenger RNA, 2583 nt
Organism: Pseudoliparis swirei
Lineage: Eukaryota; Metazoa; Chordata; Actinopteri; Perciformes; Liparidae
Product: chemokine-like protein TAFA-5
Exons: 5
Coding region: 646-1044 (132 amino acids)
Biological process (GO): G protein-coupled receptor signaling pathway
Molecular function (GO): receptor ligand activity; G protein-coupled receptor binding
Source: RefSeq, a predicted model, not a curated record
CUGCAAGCUUGCCGGGAUCUCUCACUUCGUUCCAAAAACCGAAGAUUAAAUGACUUUUCCCCCCUUUGACGACCAGCCCUCCUUCAUCCGUCCGGGGGUUCAUUCCGCGGAUUUUAUAGCGCCGCGUUUCUUUUUCAACCCGGUCUUUGGGCUGUGCCGCCGGAGCUGGUGAGUCUCGAGAGAACGGAGGAAACCUACCACAGGUGAAAGGAGGUUUUACGACGCUGCGGUAGAGGUGAUUGAAUACUUUGAGAAUUAACUCAACGCAGUCUUCGGGCACCUUUUACUCUGAUAUAUAGGACUGAAAAUGGAGGUGCAAACACUUUGGCAGGACUAAAAAGGGACGUUUACCAACUUGUGUUUCUGGACGAAGAGAAUAAAGAACACAAAAAAAACACUGCGUUUAUUUCCUAACUGGGAUUCCUAAGGAAGAUGUGACCUUUUCUUUUGCGCACCGGCAAUCCGACCAAAACCCCUCAAGGAGCGACCCACCGCUUUUCUAUCAGUUGCUCCGUCUUGACAUGUCUUUUUGUGGGAUUACACGCGGAGAUAUGAGCAUUGUGAGAGGCCGGGCUGGAUUGUGAGAUUACCCAUCUUUGAUUUUCUAUUCGUGUGCUCGAAGAGGAAGCGCAAUCCGUUUGCUCAAUGGCUUCAGUGUCAAUGUUGGCAAGGCGCAAGGAUGCCAGUCGCUUGCCGAGAAUGUCGUCAACUUUCUGGGCUGUGGUGCUUCUGACAGCGCUGCUGGUGCUCUACUGCGGCCAGCUGGCAGCGGGGACAUGUGAGAUUGUGACGCUGGACAGGGACAGCAGCCAACCACGGCGGACCAUCGCCAGGCAGACGGCCCGCUGCGCCUGUAAGAAGGGCCAGAUCGCUGGGACUACAAGAGCCAGACCCGCCUGUGUGGACGCUGGAAUUGUUCGGAAAAAGCAGUGGUGCGAGAUGGUGCCAUGUUUGGAGGACGAAGGCUGUGACCUGUUAGUCAAUAAAUCUGGCUGGACUUGUACACAGCCCGGAGGCCGAGUCAAAACCACCACGGCUCUAUGACGCGACAAGAGUCCCCCCCGACACUCGUGCACUACGGAGAGCAUUGAUGACCCCUUUACAGACAGCCAAAAACCAUCUGCCAGCAGCACCCCACCACCACCACCACGGACAUCACAACAACUCCACCCGACCCCUGGUCCAGCUAAGGCCGGAAGCAUCACGAGCAGCUACAGAGCCUCAUGGAGGCAGCAAGGUCUCAUAACACAACCACAGAAGGUAUAACCAGGGCGGGACUGUUUGAGGAAGCGAGCUCUCCCCUGGAUACUGGACAAACUCCUGGCUGUCAAACCCUUUCCAUUGCCUGUGACAAGCCCCUCCAGGUUUCUGACUGCUCCCACCUGCUAUCUGUCAUUGGGUCAAAAGGUCGCGUCCGCCUCUUCUCCACUCUGUCUGCCCGCUCCGUGAAAUUAGCAGCAUCUGCUCGUACCACGGCGGAUCGAACACUUUUCAAUCCCACGGAUGUUUUUUUUGCCCUCAUUGGAAGUACUUUUGUUUUCCAACCGCUAACUGCUUUUUGAAAAAGGGGAUUUCUCCACAUACUUCUCCCCGCCUUCUAGAGCAGGAGUUCCAGAGCGAAGACUGGAUCAUUACAGACCCGGACCCUGUUGCUUCUCGGACCACCUCACGCAGCCGUCCAAAAAACCAAACUGAGCGCUCUCUGCUGUGAAUAGGCCUUCUGUUGGAGUAAACCUCCCAUAUUUUUAUAGACCAAAGAGCAAAAACAACAAACACGAUCAUUAUGACAAAGCGGAACAUGUGGCAAAGACACGCAGAGACUUUGUGAACUUGAUUUUACUGUUGCCACCGACCAACGACUGCCUCCACAGAGACACGGCGCACAAAUGGGCCCAACGCAAGCGACAACUGGCGUCCGGUGGCACGUGCUGGACUCGAUCAAAAGGAGUACUUUUAAAACUUUCCAGACAUGUUUUUCUCUCAGACUAAGCCCACCACUGUAUUUUGGAACUGGAGAUAUAGGUACUACAUAUGUAUAACUGUGUAUCAAAAAAAAAAAUUCUGAUUUGCAUUUUUCAGUAGCUACAGCGAGUUGGUCAUGGAUCAGGAGCGCGAAUCUUAUUCAAAUAGAUGAUUGAUAUUUACAGAGAGUUUAAAUGCUAUUGAGUCUGAAGAGAUGGAGUAAAGAAAUGUCAUUAAAUGUAUUUUGAAAGGCCCUAAAAAGUUAUAUAUUUAACAGUUUUAUAUGUUGUACCUUUGUAGAGAAGCUUCUUGGACUUAAAAUGUGGUCACAAUGGCAGUUUAGUAGGAUGUGAACAAAUGCUGUUGUUCUCAUUGCUGCUAGCUCGUAGUCCCAGGUUUUCUGUUCACACCUCAGUAGCCGCUUUCUUUUCAUGGUCAUCUACAAGUCACUGUCUAUCAGAACCAUCGAUGAAAAAAAAGGAAAGUGACAGUUUAUUGAGUACCGAUCUGCAGCCAACUGAACAUUGUAAAUCUAUGGUAGUCAGUGGAAGACAUUGAAAUCUGCUAAUUUGCUAUGAUAUUGUAUUGUACACAGUGUGGAAUACUGACUCAUUUCCUCUC